CCCAUGUUGCUCUCUCUUUCUAAACUUGUCUUUCUCUAUCCAUCAACAAAAUAUCUAUACCACACCACUUCUUCCCCGGGCAACAAAGAAUCUCUCUCUCUAUAUGCAAGGGGGGGAGGGGGGAGAAAAACCAAUAACAGUAACCUCCUUUUCAAAUGAAUCCAUCAUCUCUUCUUCUUGAUUGUUCAAAAACAAACCAGAAAAGGAUACGGCUUUUUUGAUCUUCUUUCUAUUGAGAAAAACAACCCUAGAAAUGAGUAGCUUUGAAGAGUCUUUAAGAUCUCUCUCCCUGGACUACCUCAAUCUACUCAUCAACGGUCAAGCUUUCUCCGAUGUGACUUUCAGCGUGGAGGGUCGUUUAGUUCAUGCCCACAGAUGUAUUUUAGCUGCACGGAGUCUCUUCUUUAGGAAAUUCUUCUGUGGACCCGAUCCUCCGUCUGGGUUAGACCCGGUUGGUUCGAGGAUGAGCUCGGGAGGUUCGCCGGCGUCGGCAGCGGGGUCUCGUCCUGGUGUUAUACCGGUGAACUCGGUGGGAUAUGAAGUGUUCUUGCUGCUGUUACAGUUCCUGUACAGCGGACAAGUCUCUAUUGUGCCUCAAAAGCAUGAGCCGAGGCCUAAUUGUAGUGAGAGAGCGUGUUGGCAUACGCAUUGCACCUCCGCCGUUGAUCUGGCUCUCGAUACUCUCGCCGCCGCUAGAUACUUUGGUGUCGAACAGCUUGCAUUUCUUACUCAGAAACAAUUGGUGAGUAUGGUUGAGAAGGCAUCCAUCGAAGAUGUUAUGAAAGUACUAAUAGCUUCGAGAAAGCAAGACAUGCACCAGCUUUGGACUACUUGUUCACACCUAGUGGCUAAAUCGGGGUUACCACCGGAAGUUCUCGCCAAGCAUCUGCCUGUCGACGUGGUGGCCAAAAUCGAAGAGCUGCGUCUCAAGUCAUCGCUAGCGAGGCGGUCGUUGGUCCACCAUCAUCAUCACUACCAGCACCACCACCAUGAGCUGUCCGCGGCCGCUGAUCUCGAGGACCAGAAGAUUCGAAGGAUGAGAAGGGCAUUGGACUCAUCGGAUGUGGAACUAGUCAAGCUCAUGGUAAUGGGAGAAGGUCUGAAUCUUGAUGAAGCACUGGCUCUACACUAUGCUGUCGAGAAUUGCAGCCGGGAAGUGGUUAAAACCUUGUUAGAGCUCGGUGCAGCCGACGUUAACUACCCGGCGGGACCUGUAGGCAAAACCCCACUUCACAUUGCGGCGGAAAUGGUGUCACCGGAUAUGGUGGCGGUGCUUCUAGACCACCACGCGGAUCCUAACGUAAGAACCGUCGAUGGGGUGACUCCACUAGACAUCCUUCGAACUUUAACCUCGGAUUUCUUGUUCAAAGGUGCGGUCCCAGGGCUAACUCACAUUGAACCCAAUAAGCUUAGGCUAUGCCUAGAGCUGGUUCAAUCAGCAGCCAUGGUUAUCUCGCGUGAAGAAGGGAGCGGAAACACACCAACUUCAACCGCGAUUUACCCUCCGAUGAGCGACGAACACAACAGCAGCAGCAGUGGGAACCUGAAUUUGGAUUCGAGGAUGGUUUAUCUGAAUCUGGGUGCUACCCGAAUGGGAUCGAGAAUGGAGGGUGACGAUGAGAGCAGCCACAACAGUCAAAGGGAAGCCAUGAACCGACAUGACACAUCAAUGUACCAUCACUCUCAUGACUUCUAGCUCCAACUCUCUCUCUCUCCAUAUAUAUAUAUAUAUAUAUUAUAUAAAAAAAGUGAAUGAUGAAAGACAGGCAAAAUAGUAUGAAAACUCAUUCAUGAGAGAUUAUUGGAUUUAUAUAUUUGUCAGUCCUUUGAUUUCAAUUACAAGUCUAUUUUUUCUCUCAUGGAUAUCAAGUGCAGUUUCAUCGGAGAUGAGACAAGGAGAAUUAGAGAUUUGCUCUGUGGUGUUGAUGGAGGGAGAAAUUCAGGUCAAUCUGUCAACUCCUCUGUAUUCAUUCAUAGUAUCUAAAAUACAAUGCCCUCUUUUCACUG
Molecule: messenger RNA, 2007 nt
Organism: Hibiscus syriacus
Lineage: Eukaryota; Viridiplantae; Streptophyta; Magnoliopsida; Malvales; Malvaceae
Product: BTB/POZ domain and ankyrin repeat-containing protein NOOT2-like
Exons: 2
Coding region: 254-1696 (480 amino acids)
Biological process (GO): plant organ development
Molecular function (GO): protein binding
Source: RefSeq, a predicted model, not a curated record